AUGCCAUUCACAAAUUCUACAACCAUUAAUGACGAAGAGAUUAAUGCUGAAGGUUCAAAUAGAGCGCAUAUUGUAGCCAUCGCUGUCGCUUCCGCAGUACGAGAAGCAAGCCAGCAAGAUUGGAACUCAGCUUGCCGUUCAAUACUCGAAAAUAAAUCACUUACAGUAUCAGAAAAGAAUUGUAUUAUAUCGCUCUUACAAGACAAACAAAUGUCGAUAU
Messenger RNA from Funneliformis caledonium, 220 nucleotides. The record is from the annotation of a GenBank genome assembly. Lineage: Eukaryota; Fungi; Glomeromycota; Glomeromycetes; Glomerales; Glomeraceae.